GCCCAACCUGUGUGACCCGAGUGGCCGCGUUUCUGAGUCAGGAAAAUGUCUGAUCAGGAAGAAGAAUUUGGUGCUCAGAAUAUUGUUAAUGCACCAGAAAAUGAUGGUGCUUUCGGGACUAUCACCAUUCCAGUUCCCUCAGCAGGACUUCCCGAGACAGACCAAACUGAAGAUAAUGAAUCUCAUGUAGAACCGUCUGGUCAGGGCCAUGACACGCAUGCUGAGGAGGAACGUAGCCAGAGUUUAGUAAGCCUGGAACCAAAUGAUGAAGACCAACCUGUGGAAGAGGUUAUGUUGCCCAGACACGUUUUAUAUUCUCCAAGAUAUUCUGAAAAGCACUAUGUAACUGACUAUGAUAACGCAAUGCUGUCAGCCAAAUGGGAUUCAAAUGUUGGAUCCCUUACAUUACUGGACAAAGUACAGGCUAUAAAGGAAUCUCUGAAAACAUCAAUGAAAGAUUCCUCAGCAACAGUAAAAGUCGUACUUUUUCCUGUGGGCCAGGAAGUUAUAAUGCAUUUUAGAAUAGACUCCAUUGUAAAAUAUCUCAAGGAUCAUUUUUCAUACCUAUUAAGCAUCCCAUCCAACAUACUGCGGAUAAGAUAUUCAGGAAUGAUCCUUAAAAAUAAUGAGACCCUACUACAACAUGGAGUUAAGCCACAGGAUAUUGUACAAGUGGAAAUCUUUUCUACAGAUCCAGAUCUAUUUCCAAUCAAAAGAAUAGAUGGAUUAACUGAUGCCUCUCACAUCAUAACUGUCAGGAUACAAACUGGCAUUGCUCAGUACCAGGACGUAGCUGUUGAGAUUAUAAAAUCUGACUUUCACAAACCAUUUCUUGGUGGAUUCAGACAUAGAAUGACAGGAAUAGAAUAUCACAAUGCUGGAACACAAACUCUACCUAAAAAGAUUCCCAAAAAGGACUCUGUAUUUUGUAGGGAUGCACAGACAGUCUUUCAGAGAAAAAAGCUCCAGCAAACUACAAAUACAACAUCCACACAGAUGACUAAAAUUGGGGUGUAUGUAUCAAAUAUGACUGACAAACUGGUAACACCAGGAAAAUAUUUUUCGGCAGCAGAAUACCAUGCUCAAAGAUUACAGGCGGUGAUAGUGUUACAGACUUACUAUAGACGAUGGCGUGCUAAAGUCAUGGUAGAGAAUUUAAGAAGACAGAAAAUGUUAAGGUUGAAGUGGGAAGCAGAGGAAGAACAAAGGAAGAUAAGAGAAAAAGAAGAAUGGAUGAAAUUAGACUAUAACCGGAGGCAUAAUCCUCAAACAAAAGAAGAUUUUGAACUUCUUUUUAAUGCAUUGGAAUUCUGGCGGCAAGAAGAACUUGCACGCAUUAACCAGUCUUUCACUGGGGCUGAAAGAAAAGCUGCUUUGUGUGAACUUCUGGAAAAAGAGACCCAGAUAAUUGCUUCCAUUGGGAGGCAUAGAUACAUGGCGAAUAUGGCAAACCAAGAAGCCCUGAUACAAGCUUUUUUGGAUAAGUGUUCAGCUCCAAGGGUAUGGAGAUCACUUAGCGGCAAAAUGAUUGAGAUGGAUACACAGUUCACCAUCAGAGCCAGAGAGCUGCAGAACAUCUAUAAAUGCAUAGUGCUGAAAAAUGUCUCUCAAGAUGAAAGACUGGAUGUACUCCUAACACUUAAACAUACUGUGAAGGAACAUGAAUGUAAACUGACUCAGGAAAUUCUAGAAUUGAUUGACAGAGAGGUUGAUCUUAUGAUGAGAGGAGUCAAGCAUCAUAAUCUUGAAGGGCUCAGAAAAAGAAUCGCAACACUCUUUUUUCAUUACAUCAAAACACCUCUAUUUAAUCCAGAAGUUGCAAGACACCUUAAGGUCCCUCAAGACCCACUGAAGUUUUAUAAGAAGAUUUACUUUUGCCACAGUUGCCAGCUCUACUUGCCUUCCACAGAGUUUGCUGUAUCAUCCACCUCACACCGUGUAUACCGGUGUCGUAACUGCAUUAACCUUGACAAUGAGACUCGGCAACGAGAAUCGUUUUUGAAGUACAAAUGUUUACUUCAACGGCUCUACUAUUCAGAAGCUAAUUAUGAAGAUGAUUCUAAAAUUGCUUUCCUGAUGCAGCUACAAGAUAUUCAGUACCUGGUAGAGAACAUCUGGGCAUCGCAGUCAGUACUCAGUGCCUGGAAUGAUCUCCACGAUCUGGUCAUGGUCAGGUGGGACAAGUCCUUGGAAUGGUCCCCCUGGAACUGCAUUCUUCUUACCAAAGAUGAAGGCGUUAUUCAUCUCAAACUAACAAGUACUGAAGAGGGAUAUGAACCCUCGUUUAUUCACAAGAUCAAACACAAACAUAUCCUGGCUAAGAACUAUUUUUCUCAAAUUCCAGUGCUGGCUUCAUUUAUACUUGAUAAUGGUGAGAUAGAUGAGAUCAGAAAGAAAUAUCGCUCAGACACAGCACCUAAGAUUAUAAUGUCCCAGAGGCCUCAUCCCUAGAAGAUCCAGGGGUAUUUGAUGAUCAGCAUUUUUGUCCACUGCUAACAGAGGAAUGCACCAUGCAAUAUGGAAAUAGAAUUUUAUCUUUUUAUUGA
This is a messenger RNA of Hyaena hyaena (striped hyena), 2546 nucleotides long. It is a transcript of the gene IQUB, whose product is annotated as IQ motif and ubiquitin domain containing. The transcript is spliced from 13 exons. The coding region runs from base 46 to 2451 and encodes 801 amino acids. NCBI's taxonomy places the organism in Eukaryota, Metazoa, Chordata, Mammalia, Carnivora, Hyaenidae. Gene Ontology annotation, molecular function: protein binding. Gene Ontology annotation, biological process: cilium assembly. Gene Ontology annotation, cellular component: motile cilium; acrosomal vesicle. The record is from RefSeq and is a predicted model, not a curated record.